AUUCUUCAGAGAAAUUCGACAAUUUAAAUGUUAUGUAUUUUUUGUUGAGGAUCUUGAAUGAUUGUCAAAAGGGCAAAAAUAGAGGGACUUAAAGGACAUUACCUCUAAAAUAAAAGUCCGAAGUCCGAACCCACCCUUUCAGUCUUCUUCUCCCCCAACUCGAUCCGGUUCGGCUGCCAUUUCGACUCCACCAGCAGCAUCAGCAGACGCCACGGUAGUAGUUCCUCCAUCACAGAGCAGAGUCGACGUCGAGAGGCGGAGGCCAUGGCGGGACUACUAGCAUGGGCGGCAGACGUGGUAGGCGGCCACGGAAGCGUUCACGGCGACGAAGCCGACGACAUCCCGAUUCUCUUCACGGAAGAGCAGCAGAAUUACGUUCGAGAAUUGGAUCGGAAGUCGGCUUCUCUCACCCGCGCGAUCCAAGAUCUGCGACAGAGGUUGCCUCCUGCCGACAUCUCCCAGCGCCUGCCUCACCUUCUUGCCCACUCCCUCGCCUCCAAUGCCGCUCUGACGAUGCAGUUGAACGCUCACUCUGCCACCAAGGAGCAGACCCAGUUGAGAGAAGUGACAUUGCAGGAAGAAAAUGCUGCAUACGAAAGAGCUAUUUCAAAUUGUGAAAGCAAGAUACAAGAGAAACUUCAGGAAGCAGAUUUACUUCAAAGGAAGCUGAAGGAAAUCGAUGAUGCAGAGAAUAUUUUGAGAGAGCAGAUGGAAAAUGCAGAAGCUGCAAAACUUAGUGAGUCAGCAAAAUCUAGUGAUCUUGUUGUACUGAGAAAGGAGGUUAGGGAAGGUUCAGAUACAGAAGCUGCCAAAGUUUCUGUGCUUGAGAAGUUGGAGGCCAAGAAAAAGGAACUGAGCUCUAUGGAAGAAAUUGUUCAAGAGUUAGAAAGAAAGUGGGCACAUACCCAGGAGAAAGCAUUAAAACAGCCUACUCCAGCUCAAAGAGAGAAGAUAUUGGAUAAACAGCUUCACAGCUUAAUCGAGCAACUGGCAGCGAAGCAGUCACAAGCAGAAGCCCUGGUGAGUGAAAUUCAUCUCAAAGAAAUGGAGUUGGAAAGAUUGAGUGGGUUGUGGAAGCAGAUUGAAAGCAACAGCAAUGGUGAAUCCAAUUACACAGCUAGGAACCGAUACGGAAGGAGCAACUCAUUUAAGAUAUCUGCAGGUUCCUUAGAUUACAUGUCUGACAAGCUUCCUCAUUCCACUGGCGGUCGGACUGAGUACCAGCAACGACUUGUGUUACUGAGGUCGGCUUUUGUGCUCUACAUUUUGUUCUUACACAUUGUAGUGUUCAUCAAGCUUUCAUUUUGAGAGGAACACUGUGCAAUGAAUUCUUUUUCUUAGUAUUCGUUGUACAUAAUGAUUUCCCAUACCAUUUGUAUAAUUUGUUUCUCUGUCUUUUACAAGAUAAAGGUUUUGAUUCAUC
Messenger RNA from Linum trigynum, 1423 nucleotides. The record is from the annotation of a GenBank genome assembly. NCBI's taxonomy places the organism in Eukaryota, Viridiplantae, Streptophyta, Magnoliopsida, Malpighiales, Linaceae.